Molecule: messenger RNA, 2466 nt
Organism: Chondrus crispus (carragheen)
Lineage: Eukaryota; Rhodophyta; Florideophyceae; Gigartinales; Gigartinaceae
Exons: 1
Coding region: 1-2466 (821 amino acids)
Biological process (GO): P-body assembly; deadenylation-dependent decapping of nuclear-transcribed mRNA
Cellular component (GO): P-body
Molecular function (GO): RNA binding
Source: RefSeq, a predicted model, not a curated record
AUGGAAGAAGCAGAAGACUAUUUCGGGGACAUCUCCGUCCCCCUCGACGAGACAAACGAAGACGCCGCCAACGACCUGACGUUCGGGGACAUAGGCGAUAUUAAGGCCGGCGACGAUUCUGAUGCAGCCUGGAAAUCUGACCACGUCUCGCUCUCCGAACGCAUCCAAGCGGAAAAGGAGGCCCUCCGCCACAAAGCCGCCACCCCGGACAGGCAACCCGCCCCCGACAAACAGUUUCCCCCUUUCGUAUUUCCCAGCUUAAAUCUCCUCGCAGAAGAGCCCAGGCCACCGCAACCGCUGCCAGAAAACCCCCGAGUAGCAUGGAACCAGCUCCAGCAUGACCUCAACCGCUCCAACGAGCAACCUGUACAGUCUCAUCUGUCCGCACAGCGAAUAUCGCAACUGCUGCAGCCUGGCCCGCCACCUCCGCAAGUACCCCGCCAAGUACCGAUGCACAUGCACCCCUCGCUCCAACCCCUGCAGCAGCAGCAGCCUCUCCAAUCCCAUAUGCCGUUACGACCAGGUCUCACCCCGCUAGCUGGCCAUCGGCCCCAAAUACCAGCCCGCAGCCAAGCUGCCAUCCAAGACUACCAGCGCCGUCUCAUGACCCACCAGGAUCAGCAGACCCGCUUGUUAUUGCGACAACACCAGGAGACGGCGGACAAGCAACUGCAGGAAGCGCAGCGCGCCCAGCAAGCGGGCAUUACAUUUGAUCGCAAGGAAUUCGAUCGCCACCAAGAGGGCACGCGCCAAAGGAUCCUUCUCGAUCAUCAUAGCAGGCUUAGGCAUUCGCAGAUGCUGGUGUGGCAAAUGACGCAGCAGGUGAUUCAGCAAAGCGCCGAGAGACCCAUCGAGCAGACGCCGGUACUCGAUUUGCGCCGGAGAGUUGAUCCGGCAUCCCCGCCUCAUGCUGGUUACGCCCGCAGCCCUGUCGACUCCUUUUUUCCGGCUAUGGCCUCGCUUGGCGAGCCAGCUGUUAAUGCCUCGAUGCGCCCGAAUGGCAGAGACCAGGCUCGUGGGUCUGCACACGUUGAGGGACAACAAUCUUCUAUUAUCAGUGCGCCGAGGAUGCCCAAGCUGUCAGAUGAGGAGCUGCAGAAAGCCCCCAGGCUUCAGGAGAUCGAAAGGCAAAUGGCGGCGGCUGGGCUAGGCCCAAAUUCGAAGAACACCGACCGAGAUACAUUUGGUAGUCCAGUGCGACGUACAGAAAGGUCUCCACAAGCUCAAGUGAAGAAGACGUCUCAGCGACGGCUCGAGUCCAUGACGGAUAGAGACCAAGAGUGGGUCUUCCGCGCGCACUUGCGGCAGAUCGAGACCUCUGUAGUUUACAAGGAUGACUACUACAAUUCCGUCUUAACGAAGAAACUCAGGGAGAGUAAUCCGGAUAUCUAUGCUGAUCUCGCAGAGCGAGUACAAGCGUUGCGGGUCCGUGAUAAGGAGCGAGGCGCGUAUGGGAACUCAAUGCGGAUACGUGGAUCAAAACGAGGCAACGCUGGGAAAGACGACAGCCAGCUAGCGUCAUCUGCGCAUCAUUCUGACCAAAAUACGCGGGCACUUGCGAACGCUUUGGGGACGGUCCAGUCAUGGCAUCCGAGAGCUCCCCGCCGUGUCAUGGACUUUGGCUUGCUUGAGAAACGAGACACUGCCGACGGGCUGCCGCAAAAAUCACUGCGAGACGACGAACGUGUGCAUGUGCGGCAAGAAAUCGAAAGAGGCUACGACAUUAUUGCAACGAUCCAUGACAUUGCUCGGGGAGAGAGCCAUAAGUCUUUAGGACCCACGAUUCAAACGCUAAUGUCGACCUUGCACCUUGCGGAGAAGAUGGGAGACGAAGACCGAGGAGAGAGAGAUGGAGUCAGAAGCACAAGAUUUUUCGCAACAAUGUGCGUUAUUGAGAAAGGGCGUCGAUAUCUCUCUCAUGUUCUUGAACUAGUGGAAGAUGGUGACAAAGUUCGGGCGAUGUGUGCGAUUUUCGAGAACCUCGGCAUGCUCGUGUUUGCUUCUCGAAAAUCUAGUGGCAAGGCUACGAUCGGCGGAUCGCAGAAGGGCCUCUUCGCUAUCAUGAUGAAAAUCGUACAAGACCCGGAUAUUCGGGCACAAGAUUGUCUUGCAAUUUUCAACUCGUUCAGUACAUCGCAUGUCCCGCACCGGGACGCGUUUCUGACUACUUUUCGUAGUGGCGUAGGUGCAAAAAUAGUGUUUUUAUGUAUGCAACGAAUUUCUGCAGGGUUAGCGAUGCACGUGAUCGGGGAGGAGGAUAUAUCUGCAAGCGGUAUCGAUGGAUUUACACAGGGCUUCACGGAGGCGCUUCCGGAUGUCUUCAAAGGGGCAGAAUCGGAGAGUCGAGUGUGGGAGGCAAUGGCUAGCUUAGACGCGCUGUCCCGGGGCGACACGCGCGCUACGUAUCGGUCCGAGUUGCACCGUCUCAUGCUCGCAGGAACCGUACCCAAUCCACCACCCUCAUGA